Purpureocillium takamizusanense is the source of this 1571-nucleotide messenger RNA. RefSeq names its product tRNA(Phe) (4-demethylwyosine(37)-C(7)) aminocarboxypropyltransferase (gene TRM12). NCBI's taxonomy places the organism in Eukaryota, Fungi, Ascomycota, Sordariomycetes, Hypocreales, Ophiocordycipitaceae. The transcript has a single exon. Gene Ontology annotation, cellular component: cytoplasm. The record is from RefSeq and is a predicted model, not a curated record. The coding region runs from base 148 to 1395 and encodes 415 amino acids. Gene Ontology annotation, molecular function: S-adenosylmethionine-dependent methyltransferase activity; tRNA methyltransferase activity. Gene Ontology annotation, biological process: wybutosine biosynthetic process; tRNA methylation.
GACACCACUUCGAUCCACUUCAGCAUUGACAACGUAAAACUACCAAGUACGAAUAACUACCUCGUACCUGGAGAGUGGAUGGUCGCAUCGCAAACUACCUACGCCAACGAACGAUGCCUUGAAUCGGAAGAAUAUCCCGCUUAGCCAAUGGCUUCAAAUAUGCCCAAGCCGCGGCAACGACAAGUUCACCCCAUCCGCGCGGCGGUGGAGCGAUGGACCACCACCCUCAACACUGGUCCCUUGAACGAGCCCCAAGCAUGGCGCGAGUCUCUCAUCAACAGCGCCCCCAAGCGCUUCACCGUCUACGAGCCUAUGGUCCUGCUGCCAUCCGGAAGCUUCAGCGGCACGGCCUGGGUCGGGGCGCUCGCGCGCUGUGACGUCGAGGCGCGGGAACGUCUGUGGCGCCUCAUCCUAGACGAGCUGUCUAAGAGCGCUAAAACCACGCUGACGAACCUCGCGAUCAACGGGGGAAUUCCCCUACAGAGCGAGGGUGGCGACGCGGAGAAUGUGCUGCGCAGUCCGAGCAGGCUGAAGAUGCUGUUUGGGGACUUUGGUCCCGCGCAGCCGGCACACGAUCCGCCCUCGGCCGCGGACUUUGACGCCGCGUUCUGGGUCUCGACGAAGCAGAACGGCAUUUACCAGACGUGGGCGCCGCGGUGGACCAUGUUCAGCCGCGGCAACGUCAAGGAGAAGGCCCGGCUGCUCGAGUUUCCGCGCGCCGUCGCGGGUGAGGCGGGUGGUGGCGGCGGCGGCGAUGGCGACGACGACGUCUGGGCACUGGACCUGUACGCGGGCAUCGGCUACUUUGUACUCUGCUAUGCGGCGCUGGGCAUGCGUGUCCUAUGCUGGGAGAUCAACCCGUGGAGCGUCGAGGGUCUGCGGCGCGGCGCGCGGGCCAACGGACGGAGCGUGAGGGUCGUGCAGGGCGGCACGGCGGACCCGGCGCGCGCGACGCGGUCAUGGGUGCGGCCCAGGCGCGGCGAACCAGACGGCAGUGGCGGUGAGGGCCGUGAGGACAUCAUCGUGUUCCUGGAGAGCAACGAGCAUGCCGCGAGCAGGGUCGCGGAGUUGCAAGGGGCGACGGGCGCGGCGGCGGCGGCGGCGCGCAUGGUAUGGCACGUCAACUGCGGGUACUUGCCGUCUAGUGAGCCGACAUGGCGACCGGCAUGGGAGAUGGCGCGCUGGAGUCGCGAGGCGUGGCUUCAUCUGCACGAGAAUGUUGGAGCCGCCGACACGGAAACGAGGCGGGACGAGAUCCAGCGGCGAUUUACGGAUUGGGGCGAGACGGAGGAGGGCCGUGGCCGGUCGGCAGCUGUAGAGCACGUGGAGCUGGUCAAGACGUUUGCACCUGGCGUAUGGCACUGUGUCUUUGAUGUGCAUAUAACCAGGGUCUAAACGUACAUGCCACGAUGAUACAAGGGGCAUCUAUGUACACGGCAUCAAGCCUCGCGCCCCCCCAACACAUGCCGUCCUGCGCCAGUCCUGCAACGCCAAUGACGACCCAUCUGUCUGUACCCAUUUCUUUGCUGAUGCCCCAUCUAGUGUUGCCUGCGGAACUUGAGGGGGAUAUU